AUGCAAUCCCAAGCAAAUCUCACCAACACCCAGGCCGAUGACCUAAUGGACGGCUUAGACCAGCCUCCUAACCCCCAGUUUUCCAACCACCAGGCUUCCGCCCCAGCCCUUGACACCAACGCGAUCAAUGCGAUCAUUGCUGACAGCUUGAAGCAACAAGCUGCGCAGUUUGAAACCAUCAUCAACGGCUUGAAGGAACAAGUUGAAGGCUUCAAAGACCUCGGUGGCUCGUCUAAGAGUAAGAAGAAUUCGACUUCCAAGUCGACUCCCAACCCGACUCCAAACACAUCAUCAACUCGAGAUCGCUUGAGGUCUCAAGCAUCAGCAGAUGCCUAUUCAACUCCUACCCCAGCCAGCAAAGUCCCACGCAAAUCUAAACGUUCUAGUCAGCCCCCACCACCAAAGCCCUCUACUCCACGCCGACGUCACCCAUUACAAGUAUUCUCAGACGAGCUCCCGGCAAAUUUCAAAACUACCAAGGACGCUCUGUUUGUCCACAUCAAGACGUUGUGGGGUUUAUUCAAAGCCAACGAUAUCCCCUCCCUCCCUGAUCCAAGCUUAUUAAAGGAGUUCGUUUCUAAGUUUAACACCGUAGACCAAGUUCAAGCGGCGGUCGAUGACCCUUCCAGUGGCGAUCUUGUGGCCAAAAACGAUAUUCAAACCUUGAAGGCUCUCCGUAGCGGUGGAAAGAUAGGCCGUGGUAUGAAUAAUCUGGAUCACAUUUAUAUCUUGUAUAUCCAUGGUAUUUUAGCUAAAGUUGGUAUCAGAGUGUGGGCUCCGGAUUUGACCGACUCGGCCGACUCGCUUUACAACUCAGCCUGCCGCAUCACUGCCCUCAACACGUUUCACCAAUUGAUGGGUUCUGGCGCUUACAAUCAUAUGAAUGUCAACCCCUUACACGCGGAAUCAUUGUCUCUUUGGAUUAAGGCUUAUAAUCACUAUGUUCACUACUGGAUGGCUGACAAGUAUAAGGUAGAGGCUAGGCAAGCUGGUAAGACUGCAGCUUUAAGCGCAAGGAAGGUCAUUCAAAAAAACAGGGAAAGGACCAUGCAAGUUCGUCUUGCUUACCUGGAUGCGAACAAGAACAAGAAAGGAUUUCCGAUGCGCUAUUUGCUUCUCUGCGCCAACGUCCUAGCUCACAGUGAUGACGAGGACGUUCCUGGCAAACCCUAUCGUGUCAUCAAAACGCUCUUGUAUCGAUCCAAGAACGCGAGCAAGUUCUUUCGACGCGUGGAUAUCGAAAUCAAGAAGGCUGCGUUGAUUGCAGGUGAGACUGUUCGCAGAAAAGAGCGACGUUUGCCCGUGGUUCCAAGCCCUUCAGUCUUUCAUAAAGCUCCAGUCAACCUACCAAUCGACUUUUACAACCCAACUUGGUUUAAACGUCUGAAUCCUGGUCAACGUAGGAUCAUUCCCAACGCAACCAAGGUCGCGUUUCUACCCGAUGCGGCCCAAUCUUUGCUUCCAGAACGCCAUCCGGACGAACUCAUCAGUGAUAAAGCCUUCAAUGCUAAGUACCUUGACAUCCUAUCCGAGCCCUACAAAGUCCCGGAAGACGAGGAAGAUGCGGAUGAUGAGAGCGACUCAAGCAAGGACAGUCAGGACUCGGAGACCGCUGACAUUGUGACUGACGAUGACGAGUCGGAUUUCUACUCUGAUGGUGAUUACGGUGAUUUGUAUGAUGAUGAGGCGGAGGUGGAUGAGGAUGAUAAUGACAUUGAUGAUGUUAGCUUCGUGUUAUGUGUUUCUCCGGCUCGGUGCUGGAAAAACAUUGAGAUCUCUGUACUGAAGGUUAUUAAGCUUCAAAAUGUCGCGUCCGCUCGCCCAGUACUGGCUGCAAUGACCAGGGAGCUUAAGAUAUACAAUAGGCGAUGGUUGGACUAUCCUGAAGGUGUUUGGAUGACAAUGACUCCUGAGGAAAAAGGUUCUGCUGCUGAUUUUGAAGUGUUCCCGAAUCGCUGGCUGCCCAAUGCGGAGAUUUCCUACAUUGAGUAG
Melampsora larici-populina 98AG31 is the source of this 1992-nucleotide messenger RNA. RefSeq lists its product as uncharacterized. Lineage: Eukaryota; Fungi; Basidiomycota; Pucciniomycetes; Pucciniales; Melampsoraceae. The transcript has 6 exons. Bases 1 to 1992 code for a protein of 663 amino acids. The record is from RefSeq and is a predicted model, not a curated record.